GCGGGAUGUGUGCAGGGCUGAUCCAGAGCGGGCGAAAGACUCAUACUCUCUCUGCACUUCUCUGAGGAAGCAGGAUCCAGGAGCUGCUGCUCUCCUCCUGGGUAUUGCUGGAUAAACCAAAUGAAUUCGGGCAUAAGGAAAAGUGAACACAAAAAAGAAAAACCCGAGUGAGUCCAGAGGGACAGAGCUCCAGAACUGGACGUGUCCUCCCAACAUGGCCUCCACCGCCUCCCCUCUGCUGCCCACCACCAAGGUCGCCAGUUCUGAGAACAGCAGCUCUUUCUAUGACUAUGAGUACUACCUGGACCAGGUGACCUUCAUGCUCUGCAGGAAGGACGAGGUGCUGGCCUUUGGCAGGAUCUUCCUGCCAGUCUUCUACAGCCUGAUCUUUGUGCUGGGUUUGGGCGGGAACCUCCUUCUUCUAGUGGUCUUGCUUCGGUAUAUACCUCGCAGGCGGAUGACUGAGGUCUAUCUGCUGAACCUGGCCAUCUCCAACCUCCUGUUUGUGGUGACACUGCCUUUCUGGGGCAUUUCUGUGGCCUGGCAUUGGGUCUUUGGGAGUUUCUUGUGCAAGAUGGUGAGCACCCUCUAUACCAUCAACUUCUACAGUGGCAUCUUCUUCAUUAGCUGCAUGAGCCUGGACAAGUACCUGGAGAUCGUCCACACUCAGCCCCAUCACAGGCUGAGAACCCGGACGAAAAGCCUGCUCCUGGCUGCCAUGGUAUGGGCUGUGGCCCUGGCUGUCUCCAUCCCUGACAUGGUCUUUAUGCAGACACAUGAAAACCCCACAGGUGUGUGGAACUGCUAUGCAGAUUUUGGGGGUCAUGCGACCAUCUGGAAGCUCUUCCUCCGUUUCCAGCAGAACCUCCUGGGGUUUCUCUUUCCACUCCUUGUCAUGGUCUUUUUCUACUCCCGCAUUGGCUGUGUGCUGGUCAGGCUGAGGCCCCCGGGCCAGGGCCGGGCUCUAAGGAUAGUCGUAGCCCUGGUGGUAGCCUUCUUUGUGCUGUGGUUCCCGUACAACCUCACCUUGUUUCUGCACUCACUGCUGGACCUGCAAGUCUUUGGGGAAUGCAAGGUUACCAAGCACCUGGACUAUGCACUGCAGGUGACAGAGAGCAUCGCCUUCCUUCACUGCUGCUUCACCCCCAUUCUCUAUGCUUUCUCCAGCCGCCACUUCCGCCAGUACCUGAAGGCUUUCCUCGUCACUGUGCUCAGGCGGCCCCAGGCACCUGGCCCUGCACAGGCCCCUCUGUCCAGCAGCUCUGAGAGUAGCAGGCUCACUGCCCAAGAAGAAAUGACUGGCAUGCAUGACCUCAGGGAGAGGCAGGCUGAGCGCUCACCCAACAAGGGUGAUAUGGGGGAAAAUCAAGCCUGAGUGGCCAUACCACAGUCCGGUGAGAGUGGAUGGGACCUAGCUCAGUUGGGCAUCCACCCAGACUCCUCUCUCCAGAGGCCUCAGGGACCAUGUUGCCACGUCCCGUGGUUGGUUCUCAGUGCUCCACCAUCAGCGGCAUCUGCCUACUCUUGCCUCCUUCCUCCACUUUCUUUACUGCCUUCCAGGAAACCAUACUCUCUUGCAUGAAUUGCUAGAGUAGUUUCCCAACUGACCUCUGUGCUUCUUGUCAUCAUGCUCUCCUGUCGUCUAAUCCAUGCCCACCAGCCAGAACGAUCACCCCACCCUCAGCCAUCACUUCCAUCUUCCUCAGAGUAGCCCAAGGCUUGCCACCCACCAGUCGGCUCCCUUCCCUGGAGCUCAGCUGGGGCAAUAUUGCUGCAACAUUGUUCAAUGUCACAGCGUUGAUGGUAGCUCCAAGAGGCUGGCGAGCAGGAGGGGCUGGAAGUGCCCCACAUGGGGAACUUCCCCAGAACGUGAGAGUUGGCAGGUGGAAGGCGGAGUGAACACAUGUUCCCAACAGUCCAGGAGGCUCAUCCUCCCUCUGCUUCCCAUGCCCCCUCCCUGGAGCCUUCGGGGGUCCCUGGGGCCUGCACAACCAAGUCCAAAGUCUGUCCAGCUUUGAGCCUGGAGCUCUCACAAGGAGAAUCCCAUACACCAGCUUACCCUUAUGCCCUUCGUUACUUUUCAUUUCCUGGACACCAGGCACCCCUUGUUUCUUGCACAUUCCCUCCUCCAUGUUUUGUGCUUGCCCACUCUCUUGUGUAACAGGGGUCACUUUUCAGCCAGCUGUCCAUUCAUCUUUGUGCUGUCAUGGAAUUCUGCUUGCUCUGGGACACCACUUGUUGUUCACUCUGCCCUGUGCUUGGGUGGAGCUCAGGAAGAGCACAGGACUUGGGCCAGUUACAGCCUCACUUUUCCUGGCAUGGUGAUUCAUUUAGGAUGGGCACAGGACCCAGGUAGAGCUUGUGAAAUGCGGCAACUAGAACAUGCUAGAACAGAGGCAUGAGACUGAAGCCAAGAGGAUGUGCAGUGUGGGGGUGCUCCUUCAUCAACUCGAACUUCAGAGGGUGAGGUGAUAGCACUGUGAAUGAGCAGACCCCGAGGGCAGUGUGGAAGUCCCAGAAUCUAGGUGGAAGCUCAUCCCAGUCGUGGACUUGACGGUUACACGAACCAAUAUAUUCCUUCACAUGGUGAUGUUCUGUUACUUGCAAUCCAAGGAUUCCUGGCUGAUAUACCCUGCCUGGGUGCUUCCCUUUUCAUGUCUCCAAUGGUUAGCAUCCUCCCUGGCUAUUGAAAACCUUUCCCCAGGGAGCUCCUGGCACACAGUGACAUCUCUCUUUCCUGAGUUUCUAAAGCACUCACUGCUUUUCCCCACCUACAAAAACCACCUGGUAUAACCUGCCCACAUCCUGCUGUGCUGGUCCUGAAAAACCCAGCACAGAGCCUAGCAGACGGUAAUGCACGGAAGGAAACUUACAGGUGGAUAGACUGGAGGACAAGAGAACACAGGGCUGGGUAUAUGCAAGCUCCAGGAGAGCAGGGACUUUGCCAUGUAUUAAAUCGAUAUCCCCUGUGCUUAAGUCAGUGCUUAGAAUAUAGCGGAGGCUCAUUAAGUAUAUUUUUAAAUGAAUGACUGGAUCAAUAGAGAAUGGAGCAGGUGGUCAAUAUUCUGCCAUUCUUUCUUUGCUUCCCCCGAGUUUCAGAUGCUCUAGUCACAGCCCGUGUGUCACAAGCAGGGCUGUCCCUGAAUGUUGCCAGAGUUGACUGUGCUGAUUUUUCACUCUUUGUUUCCCCUGCCUCCAUCUUGUUCAGCUCUUGUGCCUUUAAUUCUCUCUCCCAAGGCCCCAGACUCCCACUGUCAUGAAGGACUCUGAGCUCCCGUGGUGCCCUAGGCAAUGAAGCUUUGGCUCUGAAGGUGGUGAUUUGCUUGAGGAUGUGGGGUGGGGUUCUAUUUUAGAGCUCCUGAAAUCUGCCCCACUGGGGACCUCAGUCCUGCCCAACGAGCAGCCUGACUAUACCAACAGGGUCCAGGGACCCAGAGUCUCUGACUUUGUAUCCAUGAUGCACAGAUGGGAUGGGACAAGCUAUGCCAGCCGAGGGACACCUGGCAGGGCUUGUCCCCAGCACUGGUGCAUUUACGUGUGUGUGUGUGUGUGUGUGUGUGUGUUGCCAUGUGGGCUGUGAAUAGUACAUAUGGCUGUGUAUGUGGGUCCGACAUGAACAUGUCACUGUAUCCACAUGGGUCUGGGUCUGUGCCCACAGGUUUUCUGUGUGUUCCUGUGUAUCUUUUUCUAGCUGUGUGAGUGUGGGUAUGUGCUCUCUGCAAACAGCAGGUGUAUAAGAAGGGCCCUGAAGCCUGUGCCCAAGGGGGAGGAGAAGGGCUGGCCACAGGUGACCCAUUGAUCCCUUUCACUGUCCUCAUUGCCACUGACUGCAUUGCUGACCAUAUCGAGGGCUCUGACUAGAGCACAGAAGGCACUGGUCAGGGAGAGAAUUGGAGGUGGGCUCUCACAGCCCGGGCCAGGACAGAGCCCCCUCCAUCCUGCCCUUAUUUCCCAGCCUGGAUGUUGGUCCCUCCUGCUGCUCUGCAUCUGCCCAAAGGCCUGGCUCCCUGGCUGCACUGCUCAGACCUUUCCAGGAAAGCUCCCAGGAUUCUCUUGGUCCUCAGAUUCUGAGGCAAGCUGGACUUUUCCCCUGGCUGACCCAGGGAGAAGGACAGGCAUGGCUCUACUCUGUGAAGGUUUGAGGGUUUACAGCUGUUACUACCUAUGGAAAAAAAGAAAAACAACAAACCAAAACAAAAAAACCACUCUCCCCCCUCCCAGCCCUGGUAAGCAUGCUUGGCAAUGGGAUUGUCUCCAUCUCACAUGCCAGAAAGCUGAGUGAGGCCAGGGUGGGGAAGGAAAUGAUUUGAGGACAUGAAGUAAAACAGCUGAGAUGGAGUCAAUUUUCUAUCAUUUAAUCUCCAUUUAGGGAAUUGGGGGUCAGAGAUGGAGCAAUAAGAUACCAAGCCCUAUGAGCUCCAGUCGGAGGGAGGGGCCGGGAGGAAGAGAGCAGGACACAGAAAGCGAUGACACAUAACAGAUGUGCUAUGAUGUGAACAGGGCUAGGGGAACCUCAGCGGAUGGAGUCCGUUCUGGGGCAGGGGAUGGAAGAGGGGAGAUCCAGGAAGGUUUCCAGGAGUAGCCAGCACCAGGGGUGGCCAUUACAGCAAGCCACUCUACUUUACAGACCAUUCUGUUAGACAAAGUUGGCAAUGUUGAAUUGCACUGGGUUGAAAAUUUGGGGACCGACUGUGGCAAAAUUUAAAUGUUAGGUGUGUGGAGGGAUGGGGAGCCAGAAAAAUGAGAGAAGGACAAUCAGAGGCGAAAGGUUUGGAGAAAGGUCAGGGUGAACAGAGGGCCAGACAGGCCUGGUGGCGGAGAGACACAGAGUGCUGAGCUCUAGGAACAGCAGUGGGGGUGGGGAAAAGGGGACAGUUUCAGAGACACUGCAGGGGCUUGAACUGACAGAACUGGGGCAUGACU
Messenger RNA from Mirounga angustirostris (Northern elephant seal), 4923 nucleotides. It is a transcript of the gene ACKR2, whose product is annotated as atypical chemokine receptor 2. The transcript is spliced from 3 exons. Bases 215 to 1375 code for a protein of 386 amino acids. Gene Ontology annotation, biological process: G protein-coupled receptor signaling pathway; immune response; positive regulation of cytosolic calcium ion concentration. Gene Ontology annotation, cellular component: external side of plasma membrane; membrane. The record is from RefSeq and is a predicted model, not a curated record. Gene Ontology annotation, molecular function: C-C chemokine binding; C-C chemokine receptor activity. NCBI's taxonomy places the organism in Eukaryota, Metazoa, Chordata, Mammalia, Carnivora, Phocidae.